Molecule: messenger RNA, 4038 nt
Organism: Mytilinidion resinicola
Lineage: Eukaryota; Fungi; Ascomycota; Dothideomycetes; Mytilinidiales; Mytilinidiaceae
Exons: 5
Coding region: 1-4038 (1345 amino acids)
Source: RefSeq, a predicted model, not a curated record
AUGGAUCGGACACUCGCUCGCUCUGCUGAAAACACUGUGGACAUGUACGAUCUCAAUGAAUCGGGAACAUGGCAAGGAAUUCACCAAGCAACUGAAUCGCCGUCAGACCAGUCGCCCUCGUCUUCGAAGCGUCCGCAGUGGAGGACAUUGACAGACCUAUCUCGUUAUGCAACCCUGAAACGUACUGCUAGCGGAGAUAUCAACUGUUCUCCGUGGAAACCGCUAGCACUCAGAGCACCCGUUCUAGCGUGCGCUGUGCUGGUUUCAUGGGGUCUAAUUAUCGUCUUGCAACUGCUCCUAGUCAAAUCCCAACGCGAUGGCGGAAUCAUCUUUGCUCCCAAGACCAACGACCUAUCGCUUAGCCACUCGUUUUUAUAUCUGUAUUUCCCGACUAUUGUCGCCGUCAUUUUCAGUAUUUUUUGGAGCUGGAUCGACCUAGAGACCAAACGUCUCGAACCCUACUACCAACUAUCCAAACCGGAUGGUGCUCUUGGAAAAAAUUCCCUAAUGCUGCAGUACCCGUCCGAUUUCAUUCCCUUUGUACCGAUAACAGCGAUAAAAAAUUGCCAUUGGCCGGUAUUCUGGGCGUCGACUGUAAUGGUCAUUGUAACAUGGGGACUUGUCCCCAUACAAGCUGGUGUAUUUGCGACGAAUACUAUCACGAAGUCCUUGAAUGAUUCCAUGCUUGUGUCCACGAGUCUUCUUUCCUUGGACCAACAGACCGAGAACGUAACCGGCCAUUACAUGCAGUCUGUCUUCGGCAUUACCUGGCUCAACGAAACACUUCCGCCAUACAUGGCUCGGAACUACACCCUUGCUCCCUUUAAGACGCAAUCACAGCCGAUUCAGGGAUUCUCUGAGACUUGGACCAGUAUGACUACCCUAUACAGUGUUGACGUAUCCUGUGAGCAAGCGAAACGUCAAAAUGAAACGGGCAUCGAAUACUUCACCAGCAGUAACGGAUGCCGAUUUCCAACCGUUGGUGGAAUUAGCGGAAACAACACUAUUGGAGGAAAGAAGGGUAUGGAAAACAAGGAAUUCUCCGUCAUGUAUGUUGGUUUCUGGGAUGAUGAUGGAUUCGCCGACUAUUUUCUGUCCGAUUUCUGUCCAAUCGAGACCAACCAUACAUUUUAUGCUGCCUUCACGCGCAACAAAAAACUAGCAACGGACCCACCGGAGAACAUGACUUCAAUUUUUUGCCAACCAAGCUACUAUUCGCAGUUGGUCAAUGCCACGGUGGCUGUUCCAUCAAUGCACCCAGUAAAUGCCGUCCCGAUAGGACCGAAAAUUCCGGUUUCAACAACUGCCUACAACACCACUUUGCUUGAAUGGCGAAUGAACAACGGAGUCCAGAAAGCGCAAACUAGAGGAGAGAAUCCCGCGUGGCAGUGGCCUUCUCAACUCGAGCGUCUAUUAAGCAAAAACGUUUCACAAACGAUCGACAAUGGACUUCUUGGUCUUCCAUACAUGGCUGCAUUCGCAAUUGGAGCCUCCAACAACACCCUAGAAGAACUUCUAGAUCCGAAAACUCUCGGCGGUGCCUUUGAGGCGUCAUAUCAGUUGAUAAUCACGCGCUCGAUGGUCGAUGUGUUGAACACCACCUCCUUUGCAACAGCCGUUUCUACAAUUGGGACACGCAAGUACCGCACACAAGCGGUCAUUCUUGUGCCAGCCUUCACUUUUGUUGUUGAAGCACUCCUUGGCGUGGUGUCAGUCUUUGCGAUCGCGUUGCUGUACCUUUCAUUCACGAGGCCAAGGCAACUAAGAUCCGACCCAGGCACGAUAGCUGCUGUAAUGUCCCUGGUAGCAGACAACGCUUCACUACUUUCCACAUUCGGUCAACUCGAUUGUUCCACCUUGGAAGAUAUGAGCAAUUCGAUCGGAAAAAGACAGUUUCAUUUGGAAUAUGAUGGUCAACGAAGUGUGAUACAGCAUGGUGAAAGCUCCGCUCCUGAAUCACUGGCAGAGUUACAAGUUGGGAAUUCCGAAGCCGAGAGCUCAGCAUCGACAAGAGGCAUUUCUCAGCCUAUACGCCCUGUGGAGUUCAGCCUAGUCACAGUUGCGCCAUUCGUUCUGUUCCAAAUAGCUUUGGUCGUUCUUCUGGCUCUGCUUUAUCAAAGGAGUAAACCCUAUGGGCUUGCACUGCCUUCCAACAAUAGGAUAGCUCGGCAAAUCUUAGAGAACUAUAUACCGACAGCAAUCGCUACCUUGAUAGAGCCUAUCUGGAUCGUCGUAAACCGCUUGCUGUGCAUGCUCCAGCCUCUCGAGGACCUGCGUACUAGGAAGGCAGUGGCCAGAAAGUCAAUUGCGCUAGAUUAUAGCUCCUUGCCACCCCAACUGGUCAUCUGGAAGGCGUUACGCUCUACUCACUUUACGCUGGCUGCUGUUUGUGGAAUGGCGUUGCUCGCCAAUGUUCUUGCCGUCGCCUUCAGUGGGCUCUUCAACGAGAAUUCAGUUCAGGUGCUAUAUCCUACCACUUUGAAUCCAUCCUUAUCGAGCAAGUUUGUCAGUAUCAAUGGGUCUGACGGACCUGGUGCUAGUAGUGACUCGAGCGCUGAUGAUGGGGAGUAUUCUGGUGCAUAUCAAGGUGGGCUCGGUAUGGACCAGUUCUACAUCUCGGAGUCGAACCUCACUACUGGUACUCCCCUCCCACCAUGGACGGAUCAAAGGUUCCUAUAUGUCCCUUUUUCCGCGAACAGUACCAAACCGUCAACACAAGGCUUCCGGGCUACAACAAGGGCGUUUGGCGCUGAAGUGGACUGCACUGAGCUGGUCCCUGGUACCGAGAACAGCUUCACUGCAAGCGUUUGGACCGAUCCCCGCCCACUCUCCCGUGUUUCUUCUGCCAAUUUUUCGAUGACUGUCGUAGAUAAUACUGGGAAAUCCGUUACUUGCGUUGAUCCCGGGAGGGAUCCCCAAAAGGGAGCGGAGACUGGAAAUACGGGCGACACUCCCCCAAUGACCUGUCAAAAGGGUCGGUCAGCAAUGGAAUUUGUCCUGCGCCUGCACGCACUUCCGAACGCAACUCAACAAGACCAGGACUAUUGUGCAGAGUCUGUGUUCCUUGGAUGGGCCCGAGACUCAGGUCAAGAUAUUUGCUCUGAUAAUUCUACCAAGAAGUUUGACCGCAGCAAUUCGCUAUUUAUGGCAUGCCGUCCGAGAGUUUUGUCCGGGAUCGCAAAUGUACGAGUCGACUCCGUGGGCCACAUAGAAGAAGCGGACUUAUCAAAUACCACAUUUAACAUUUCUCGGGGGGAGAUUCAACAGCAGUUUUUUACGAAUGACCUGAAGAACCUUUUACAGCAAGCGAAUUGGUACCUAUUUCAAAGUACUACUCUCACCAGCGGAUUAGUUUGGCACAGCGACUCUUUUCCGACAGACUUCUUCAAUUACGAGAUCAGUCACAUUAUAAACAGUAGCCGCCUACUGGAUCCAAACCUAUCACCACCGUCAUUCAGUGACGUUGCGGCUCCAUUCGGCAAAGUUUAUUCCAGGCUCUUUGCCAUAUGGCUUGGCGCUAACAAAGAAAAUCUGUUGCUUCCUGCUCGAGACGACUUGGGAAGUCCAUCUAUUCCGGGAUUUCGGAUUGAAUUGGAAACUCGCAUAUUUGUAUCCAAGCCCAUGUUCAUUAUCUCGGAAGCCAUUCUCGGGACGUACAUCAUCGUUUCCAUCCUUGUCUAUCUUCGCCGUCCAGGAAAAUAUCUAGCCCGGAUGCCAACGUCUAUUGCAUCUAUUGUUGCCCUCUUUGCCGCCAGUUUGGCGGUACGAGACUUCAGAGGCACAGCGCACAUGUCUAAACGAAAGCGUGAACGGUACCUUUAUCAACUAGAUCAAAGGUACGGAUACGGUACCUUCGUGGGCACUGACGGGAGAGUCCAUAUCGGGAUCGAAAAGCAGCCUUUUGUUCGUACAUCUAAUGUACCAGGGCUCAUCCAAAGGAGAACAGGGCGGCCCCAGGCGUCAAAGAAAAGUAACUCAAAAGAGGCCCUGUUGGAAGAUUCGCAUAGAAAGCCAUCUUGGAUUCGACGAUUCUGGUAG